AUUGACUCAAAACUUAUGGCGUAUGGGCCUAUAAGUACGUUAUACAUGUAUGUCCUGCUACAGAACACCUAAAAGUAUGGUGUGUUCCUAUAACGAGAAUUUUAUGCAAGAAUGAUCUAGGAUGUUUAAUAUCUUACAGUAUUUUUUCAAUAACUAUUUUUGUUCCAAAUGUAUACCUCUUUAAAGCAGAAAGGAUACUCAUUUUUAUGUUUAUCUCCCGAAACACGAACACCUUGAAAAUUAACCUUGCCUUACUUUAUUACUCCGAAAUCUUAUUUCACACCUGUUUUCAUGAACAUCCAAUUUUCAACAUCACGUCCAAAACUAUUAAUCCAGCGAUGGAUCUGGGGGGGGGGGGCGGCAGCGGCAAACGGAGCCCCCUGCCCCCGCCCCCCAAUAAAGGUCAAAGUUUACUUUUUAUUUCAAUAAAGGAGAAAAAAGUAAUAAUAUACGCCCAAAAUGCAUCAUGUCGGAUUAGAAAUAGUUUAAAUUUUCUUGAGGGAAUACCCCCGAUACCCCGUGCCAACACUUUAAACCAAAUAAGUUUCAUUUCUGAGGGAGGGGCGCAAGUCAAAAGGUUACGCCCCUAAGUUACGCCCCCUCUAACGUCGACUCCUGGAUCUGCCCCCGAUAACUGGUUUAUAUAGCACAUAACCUUCAACCAGUCUUCUGUAUUUCAGUGUAUACUAUUCCCUAGAGUGACACUACUAUCUCAAAUAUCGUUCCGAUCAUUCUUAUACAUAAUCAUUCUCCGGAACGGGGCCGUCUUGUUUUGUAUUGAUAAUUUAAAAUUAUACAUACUCUUAAAUAUGCUUUUGUGAGAGAAAAAAGUCGUACAUUCAGUAAUGUACAUUAUUCUUUCACUUAUAAAUGUGAGCGGUUUUUUUUUGCUUUCUCAGUCAAAAUAAACUUGACUGCUGACGUAGAUUAUAGUUUCACUCAAGGACGUUUAUCAUAACCGAGUUACAAGGGAGUAUUUUAUACAAGCGAUACUAAAAAACUAGGUUAAAGCAAACAUCUAGUUAUACAGUGAAUGAAUGUUAAAUAUUUCCUCAUUAUAUAACUGGAGCAUGAGGACAUUUCAGUUUGUCUACGAAAUAAACGCAUUCUAAAGUGGUAUUUGGUUAUUUAAUAAAUGCUACAGUAAUUUAAGACAUAUCUACCUUUUUUAAUUGUGAAUACACGAUACGAUCAUUUAUUUUUAAACACUGGUUGUGUCUUAAAUCUUAAAGGAUUAAGUAUAUACCGACAAUUCGAAUCAUUAGCAUAAUUACUGCAUUGUGAAGACGGAAGAAAACAGACGGAAAUGGCACGAGAAAUAAUGAGAACGAAAGCCAAAUGGUGCGAACACGCGGAACGGUACGAUGACAUGGUGAACGAGAUGAAGGCGCUCGUGGACGUCUCCAGCAAGGAUGAGCCGCUGGACGAAGAAGAAAGGAACCUGUUGUCCGUGGCUUACAAGAAUGUUGUUGGGGGUCGACGGUCCUCCUGGCGGGUCCUUAAUGCGAAGUUUGGCGAGGAUCUGAAGGAGCGGCAGCGGGCGCUUGUCGAGGCCAUGAAGAAAAAGGUAGAGGACGAGCUCGUGGGUCUAUGCAGUGACGUCAUCCGUCUCCUUGACGACAGGCUUAUUCUCCAACCGGAGAACGUGCAGGCCAAAAUCUUCUUCCUCAAGAUGAAGGGCGACUAUCAUCGCUAUAUGGUGGAGAUCGCUGCAGACGACGCCGCCAACCGCGAAACGCUCAUCAAAACCGCCGAGAAAGCCUACCAGGAGGCAAUGGACAUUGCAACGGAGAAACUCCCUUCAACUAGUCCAAUUCGCCUCGGCCUCGCUUUGAAUUACUCGGUGUUCUUUUAUGAAAUCAAAAGCAGUCCGAAUGAAGCUUGCGAUCUAGCAAAGAAGUCGUUUGAUGAGGCGAUUGAAGGCCUUGAAAACGUCUCGGAGGAUGUUUAUAAAGACAGUACAUUGAUUAUGCAGCUACUUAGAGACAAUCUAACUCUCUGGCGCUCAGAACUCGACGAUGAUGAGGAACAACAGGACACGGGCGAUGACUGAUACAAACGACAAUGCAUUCGGAGCACCUCAAGCCAAUACUACGAGCAACGCCAACAUCAACUUCAAGUUACUUUAUCUUCCCGUGCAGAACUCACUGCCAACAAGCUUAAAAUAAAAAGAAAAAAAAACAUAAAGAAACAUUUUGCUGAUUUUUUUUUGUGUUCAUGAGGAAGAAACAGUUUUACAUAUUAACGGAGACUAACGGGAUUAUCCGAAGUGUUCCGAAAUUUCGUUGCAGAGUUGUCAUUCUUGCCUCGUUCCCUAUUGUUCAUAAUUGUGUUUUGUUUAAUAAAUAAUUAUGUAGUUUG
This is a messenger RNA of Mya arenaria, 2361 nucleotides long. Its product is annotated as 14-3-3-like protein 1. The record is from RefSeq and is a predicted model, not a curated record. Lineage: Eukaryota; Metazoa; Mollusca; Bivalvia; Myida; Myidae. The transcript is spliced from 3 exons. The coding region runs from base 1307 to 2053 and encodes 248 amino acids. Gene Ontology annotation, cellular component: cytoplasm. Gene Ontology annotation, biological process: signal transduction.